Molecule: messenger RNA, 291 nt
Organism: Helobdella robusta
Lineage: Eukaryota; Metazoa; Annelida; Clitellata; Rhynchobdellida; Glossiphoniidae
Exons: 2
Coding region: 1-291 (96 amino acids)
Source: RefSeq, a predicted model, not a curated record
AUGGCUGACUCUUUGGAUCACUUCUUGCCUAGCAUCUUAACUCAAGAUACCAAGAAAAAAAUUCAAAUCUAUGAGGAAAUCAUGGCCUACCUCAAGUCCCCAAAUGCUUCAGUCAAAUGUGAGGAUUUUGAUAAGUUUCUUGAUGGUGUGACAGGCUGGAUUGUUGCUAGUAAUUUCAAGAUUUCCCUAAACGGUUUAGAUGUUCUUAUGUGCUUGAUGGACUUGAUGAGAAAUAAUUUCCAGUCUUACAUACCAACAUGUUUGUCAUUCUAUUUUAUUUUUUCAUUGUAA